Molecule: messenger RNA, 2301 nt
Organism: Myotis daubentonii (Daubenton's bat)
Lineage: Eukaryota; Metazoa; Chordata; Mammalia; Chiroptera; Vespertilionidae
Gene: PRCP
Product: prolylcarboxypeptidase
Biological process (GO): regulation of blood vessel endothelial cell migration; proteolysis; angiogenesis involved in wound healing
Molecular function (GO): serine-type exopeptidase activity; dipeptidyl-peptidase activity
Source: RefSeq, a predicted model, not a curated record
GCGAGAAUGUAGGGUGAGCAGGAGGAAAGGGGGCGAUGUCGGUGAGGAUGGGAGUCCUCGGUCGGUCCGGGGGCCCGGGAUGAUGAAAGCAGACUUGGAGUCACGGAAAGGAGGGUGGACUCUAAAGUGGAGAUGGCACAAGAGGGGAAAAUGAAAUGUGGUGGCGCCCUUGGGGCGGGGCUGGGGCCGGGGCGGGGGUGACCCGGUGAUCGGGGAUUGGGCCGGGCUGCGGAGGGGCCGGGCGACUGUGGGUUUCCCGGGGGAGGAGCCAAUGGGUGGUGGGCGGAGCCCCGGGCUGGGCGCAUCUGCUGGUCUACCUCCCACCCGCACUGCAGCCGCCAGCCUGAGCCAUGGGGCGCCUCGUCCUGCUUCUACUCCUGGCUUUCCUGAUGCCCGGGCUCGCCAUCCCCGUGCCGCCAGCACUAAAGGCCCUCAGCAACCUGCACUUGUCCACCAGCUUUACAUCCCGCCCCUCUGUAGUCAUGAAGUACUCGAUUCACUACAUUGAGCAGAAGAUUGAUCAUUUUGGAUUUAAGAAUGAUAAAACUUUUAAUCAGCGGUACCUAAUAGCUGAUCAACACUGGAGGAAAGAGGGUGGAUCAAUACUUUUCUACACUGGUAACGAAGGGGACAUUAUCUGGUUUUGCAACAAUACGGGGUUCAUGUGGGAUGUGGCUGAGGAACUGAAAGCUAUGUUGGUGUUUGCUGAACAUAGGUACUAUGGACAGUCUCUACCCUUUGGUGCCGACUCAUUCCGGGAUUCCAGACACUUGAAUUUUCUGACAUCGGAACAAGCUCUAGCUGAUUUUGCAGAGUUAAUCAAACACUUGAAAAGGACAAUUCCAGGAGCUGAAAAUCAACCUUUCAUUGCCCUGGGGGGCUCUUAUGGUGGCAUGCUUGCAGCCUGGUUCAGGAUGAAAUAUCCUCAUAUCGUGGUUGGAGCUCUUGCAGCCUCUGCCCCUAUCUGGCAGUUUGAAGAUAUAGUACCUUGUGGUGUAUUUAUGAAAAUUGUAACUACGGAUUUUAAGAGAAGUGGCCCAAAUUGUUCAGAGAGCAUCCAAAGUUCCUGGGAUGCCAUUAAUCGACUCACAAGAAAUGGUACUGGCAUGGAUUGGCUUUCUGAAGCCCUUCACUUAUGUACACCGUUAAAAAAUGCUCAGGAUGUUCAGCAUUUGAAAGAUUGGAUCUCUGACACCUGGGUGGUGUGCCAGUAUUUGAACAAUCCCAAUUUAUCUGAUAAAAAGUUGCUGCAGAAUAUUUUCCAAGCUCUGAAUGUAUAUUACAAUUAUUCAGGCCAGGCGAGAUGCCUGAAUAUGUCAGAGACAUCAACUAGCAGUCUUGGAUCCCUGGGUUGGAGCUAUCAGGCCUGCACAGAAAUCGUCAUGCCCUUUUGUACCAAUGGUAUUGAUGACAUGUUUGAACCUCACCCGUGGGACUUGAAGACAUUUUCAGAUGAAUGUUUUAAACAGUGGGGUGUGAAACCAAGGCCCUCCUGGAUCACUUCUAUGUAUGGAGGCAAAAACAUCAGUUCCCACACGAACAUCAUUUUCAGCAAUGGUGACCUAGACCCCUGGUCAGGAGGUGGAGUAACCAAGAACAUCACAAACACCUUGGUUGCCAUCAUUAUCCCAGAGGGGGCCCAUCAUCUAGAUCUCCGAGCCAACAAUGCCUUUGACCCUAUGACCGUGCUAUUAGCCCGCUCCUUGGAAGUUAAAUACAUGAAGCAGUGGAUUAGAGAUUUCUAUGCCUCUCCGAGGAAGAAGCACUGAGCAACUUUUGAUCAUUUUCAGUUUCUUUUAUGUUCAUUCCACCCACAUUCCCAUUCACUUUGGUUUUCUACGCGUAUCUACUUUCCCUUUUUUAUCAUUAGAUUUGGAGGGGCAAAAAUUUGAGAUAGAAGAGAGGGUGAUGGUGGUGACAGCAGCCACCCCACACCCCAGGUUCUAGCCAUCUUUGCACCUCACCUCUUCCAGGAAGAAUUUUUUUGUGACAGCUGUCCCUCACCAUCAGUGGCCCUCAUAACUGGAGCAGAGUUCCUGACUGCCUUUCACAAGAGUUAGAGUCAGUUCCUUUGUUUCUCUGCAAGCAGGGACUUCUUUUGCUUUUGAGACAAGUCUCUGGCUCAUUUAUUAUUCCACACCCAUGCCCUCCCAAAAGGAAAAGCAGAAAAUAGAUAAAAAUGAUGUAAUUGCAGCUGAUAGGAAGGGUGUCCGAUGCCAAUCCAGGAUAUAGGAACUGUUUCUUUUGUACUUGAUUUACAGGCUUUGAACUGUGCUGUAAAUAAAGAAUAAGGCUGGACCU